CACUUGGUGAGUUAUUUUUAAAUAUGACUCUGGUAUAUCAUAUAUUACUAUAGCUUGUCUGAUCGUCUUACUCUGGACUUCCUUUAAAGUCAAUACGUGUAUAGAGGACUACCCGGGUUAAUUUCUGCCUAAUGUGUAGUUGAACACGUCCUCAAAUAUUCGACGGCAUAUAAAUACAAGAAGCUAAAGGAAUGUUGAGCACUACAAUUAAACUAAACAUGAACCUGUUUGAACUUGGAUUUGUAAUUAGUGAUUACAAAGAAGAGAAAAAAAACCGCCUGUUAGAAUGAUUUCAUAAUGGAGGAUGACGAUUUUGCCGCGUUAGUAAUUGACAUUGGAUCCGGGAUGUGUAAGGCUGGAUUCGCCGGAGACGAUGCUCCCAGGGCUGUGUUUUCCUCCAUUAUUGGUCGACCCAGGCAUACGGGGGUGAUGGUUGGUAUGGGACAAAAGGAUAGCUACAUCGGAGAUGAGGCUCAGAGCAAACGAGGUAUCCUCACCCUCAAGUACCCCAUAGAACAUGGCAUCGUCACCAACUGGGACGACAUGGAGAAGAUCUGGCACCACACCUUCUACAACGAACUCCGUGUGGCCCCAGAAGAACACCCUGUUCUUCUGACUGAGGCUCCGCUCAACCCUAAGGCAAACAGGGAAAAGAUGACACAGAUCAUGUUCGAAACUUUCAAUUCCCCUGCCAUGUACGUCGCUAUUCAGGCCAUACUGUCUCUGUAUGCUUCAGGUCGAACAACUGGAAUUGUACUAGAUUCAGGAGAUGGCGUUUCUCACACAGUACCCAUUUACGAAGGUUACGCCCUUCCCCACGCCAUCACGAGAAUGGAUCUCGCUGGACGUGAUCUUACCGAUUACUUAAUGACCAUCCUCACCGAACGUGGAUAUUCAUUCACAACUACGGCCGAAAGAGAAAUCGUCAGAGACAUCAAGGAGAAAUUGUGCUACGUGGUGCUUGACUUUGAAAGUGAGAUGGCAACUGCUUCAUCCUCAUCAUCCCUGGAAAAAAGCUAUGAGCUCCCCGACGGUCAGGUCAUCACCAUUGGCAACGAGCGAUUCAGGUGUCCCGAGACUCUAUUCCAGCCAUCCUUUAUUGGCAUGGAAUUAUCAGGAAUCCAUGAAACCACCUACAACAGUAUCAUGAAAUGUGGUGUGGACACCGCCAUGUACGUCGCUAUUCAGGCCGUUAUGUCUCUGUACGCUUCAGGUCGAACAACUGGAAUUGUACUAGAUUCAGGAGAUGGCGUUUCUCACACUGUACCCAUUUACGAAGGUUACGCCCUUCCCCACGCCAUCACAAGAAUGGAUCUCGCUGGACGUGAUCUUACCGAUUAUUUAGCGACCAUCCUUACAGAACGUGGAUAUUCAUUCAAAACUACGGCCGAAAGAGAGAUCGUCAGAGACAUCAAGGAGAAAUUGUGCUACGUGGCGCUUGACUUUGAAAAUGAGAUGGCAACGGCUGCAUCCUCAUCAUCCCUGGAAAAAAGCUAUGAGCUCCCCGACGGUCAGGUCAUCACCAUUGGCAACGAGCGAUUCAGGUGUCCCGAGACUCUAUUCCAGCCAUCCUUUAUUGGCAUGGAAUUAUCAGGAAUCCAUGAAACCACCUACAACAGUAUCAUGAAAUGUGAUGUGGACAUCCGUAAAGACUUGUACGCUAACAUUGUGUUGUCUGGAGGUUCAACCAUGUAUCCCGGUAUCGCUGAUCGCAUGCAAAAAGAAAUCACAACACUGACUCCAAGCUCAAUGAAAGUCAAGAUCAUUGCUCCACCCGAGAGGAAAUACUCCGUCUGGAUUGGAGGAUCCAUCCUGGGUUCUCUCUCCACUUUUCAGGGGAUGUGGAUUAGCAAAGAGGAAUACGAUGAAAGUGGUCCCAGCAUUGUCCACAGAAAGUGUUUCUAGUACUUACUGUUUAACCAGUUGACCUUUGAACCGAUCUGUGAUGUUUGUUGUAAAUCAUUUAAAAUAACAAUUAGCUUAUCCAGAAUGAUUAUGAAAUGAACUUGAUUGAUUGAUUCAAAUAUAAUACAAAUACACUAGUAUGCAACUUACAAGUGAUAGUAUAUAAAAUAUGAUUAUGUAUGUUGUAACAUGUAUAAUAAAUAAUGAAAUCCC
This is a messenger RNA of Magallana angulata, 2118 nucleotides long. RefSeq names its product actin-2-like. NCBI's taxonomy places the organism in Eukaryota, Metazoa, Mollusca, Bivalvia, Ostreida, Ostreidae. The transcript is spliced from 3 exons. The coding region runs from base 298 to 1905 and encodes 535 amino acids. The record is from RefSeq and is a predicted model, not a curated record.